AUGGAGAAUGCUCAAAGCCGGGGAGGGAAAGGGAGGGAGAGAAGAAGGGAAGGAGGAGGUCCAAGCUCAGCUUGUAAGCAAGCCAGCACUCAGCAGUGCCUGUGCCAAGAGCCAGCUUUCUUAAAGCCAUGGGCCCGGGGGGCGGCUUUGCAGGAGGAGGGAAGCCCAGGAGCAGGGACUGGAAAGCUCAAAGAGGAACCCUCAGCCUCCAAGGUCACCAUGGACAUAAUUUACCUGCACACAUCCCUGGCCUUCCUUCUUCUCCCUCUGGUUGUGCUUGGGGCACCUGCGGAUGAACCCCAACUCACAGAAUCAGCCCCUGGUGCUUGCAAGCGCUGCUGUGACCCACUGGACCCUUCCACAGAUGUCCCACCACUCCCUCCCAGCCACCACCGCUUGCCCUACCCAAUGCCGGAAGUCCGUCCCUAUAUCAACAUCACCAUACUGAAGGGAGAGAAAGGAGACCGAGGAGAGCCUGGGAUGCCAGGGAAAUGGGGCAAAGAAGGACCGCGAGGCGAGCGGGGUGCCCAGGGCCAGAAAGGCAGCAAAGGACAGAUGGGCACGGCGGGAGACCCUUGCAAGCAUCAGUACGCCGCGUUCUCUGUCGGGCGCAAGAAAGCGCUGCACAGCAGCGAGGGCUUCCAGGUCCUGAUCUUUGACACCGUCUUUGUCAACCUCUACAGCCACUUCGACAUGUUCAACGGCAAAUUCUACUGCUCCGUAGCUGGCCUUUACUAUUUCAGCCUCAACGUCCACACCUGGAACUUCAAGGAGACGUACAUGCACAUCAUGCACAACGAGGAAGAGGCGGUCAUCCUGUACGCCCAACCCAGCGACCGCAGCAUCAUGCAGAGCCAGAGCCUCAUGCUGGAGCUUCAGGAAAAUGAUGAGAUCUGGGUGAGGCUCUACAAGCGGGAGCGGGAGAACGCCAUUUACAGCGAUGAUGUUGACGUGUACAUCACCUUCAGUGGGUACCUGGUCAAGCCCAGCCUCGAGUAACUGCCUCUUCUCUUCCUUGGGGCCUCUUUGGCCUUUUCCUUCUCUCUCUCUCUCUCCCUUUACUGCCCGCAACCACUGCAAAUCACUUGGAAAUGGGCCUGUCAGGUCUCAGGCACUGGGUGUGAAACUCACUGGUUCCCACCUCACGCUCUCUUGCAGCCAGGCCUGUAUCUCUCUACUCACAGAGUGACACGACCAUCUCUACCCCUCACCUCAUGACCCUGGGUUAGGUUAUUGCCUUCUAAACUUUAGGGUCCUAGAGCAAGAGGAAUGCUAAAAUGGUGCUCCUGGGAUGUGUCCCUGUUUGGAGCUUCAUACACAAAGGACUCUUAUAGAAAAAGCUAAGAAGUCCUCACUGCCCAGAUGCAUCCUGACUUCUCUCUGUCCCAACUAGACAUACCAGCUUUGCAGCCUGCAACAUGGCCUUCGUGUCACCUCUCUGUAAUUUGGAGAGCUGACUGGAAUCUGAAGGCUUCCUGUAGCACAAGGAAGAUGUAGGAGUGAUCAGAGACAAUACUGUCUUUCCAAAAAAGGGACUGUUUGCCUUCUGAAGUAUGUCAUUGGCUUUUCUUAGACAUCAUUCUGGGCCACAGAGUCCAGGCUGGCUGCAAAAGCUGGGCUUACUGGAUCUGUCCUCCUCUGUGCCAGCUCUAGCUCUUUGAAGAGAUGAAAAGCCAGACACUCAGGUUCUUCAGAAGCAUCUGCUGUUGGAUCAGUAGAGCCCACCACUCUAUUCUUACUAGGAAUCAUAGAUACAGAAUGAGAGAGGGAGGCAAUGCUACCAAACCUUCCUCCAGAGCCUCCUCUGGUGGGCUGUUUGGUCUCAGAUCUCCAGAUAUGGGAAGCUAGCCCAAACAGUGACCCCAAAACUGCCCUCUUCUUUAUCAGAGGUGCACUCAUGGCCUUCUGUUGGUAUCAGCAGUCAUCCCUAACACUUGCUGAUGUGAGAGUAGAAUCAAUCCCUGGCUCCCACAUGGCCAUUGUGUUAUGCCCUUGAAGGUGGCUCUCCCAUGUUGGUACCGAGGGACCAACCACUGAUUCCAGACCUGAGCCAGAGGCUGUAAAGGCAAUUUCAGUUAAAUCAGUUACAAACCUGGGUGGGUUGGCAUCUCUUUGCCU
This is a messenger RNA of Dryobates pubescens (Downy woodpecker), 2118 nucleotides long. It is a transcript of the gene C1QTNF6, whose product is annotated as C1q and TNF related 6. Gene Ontology annotation, molecular function: protein binding. The record is from RefSeq and is a predicted model, not a curated record. Lineage: Eukaryota; Metazoa; Chordata; Aves; Piciformes; Picidae.